AGCAGAUGGUUGCAGCCUCCUCCCCCCUCACUUUUUCUUUCGCUCCUGUUUCCAUCUCCAUUUCCAUCCCCAACAUCUGCCAGCAUCAGGACUCAUCGAGGGCAAAGUGAAAACCCGCAGGAGCAGAAUCAGUUAAGGUAGGCUGUCUGCAGGUGGGAAACAAAGCGGCUCCUCCUGUCGGCUGGAUGUAAGCGGACCAUCAACCGAGGGGACAAGCCCAGUAAAGACCUGAUAUGGACCAAAAUAUUGGAGCAAGCGCGGGUCCUCUUUUUUGUCUUUAUUGUGUAUUAUGAGCAGGCGGCAGUGUGGAGGAGCUAGUCCUGCCCAGAAAGGAGGAGGAGUAGGAGCGACGCACAGAAGGGUGUCGACGGAGCGAGGCAAGGGCCGAGGAGAAGAGGAGAGGGGAGGAAAAAUAAUAGAGUAAUAUUACAAGCUUCUAAUAAUGGCGGCUAAAUCGGACGGGGUCCUGAAGAUGAAGAAGAGCGACGUGGCCUUCACCCCGCUGCAGAACUCGGAGCACUCCGGCUCGGUGCAGGGGCUCCACCCGGGCGCCCAGCCCGACUCUGCGGGCACCGGGGACGGGGACUUCGUCAACGGGGAGUCACGGUGCUGCGGCGGGGGAGGCUCCAACUCGACGUGCCUUCGCCUGGGCAGGGAGCAGCAGAAAUACACGGUGUGGGACUGCCUGUGGAUCGUAGCCGCAGUGGUCGUGUACCUGGCCGACGUGGGCACCGACGUGUGGCUAUCGGUCGACUACUACCUCCGCCGCGACUACUGGUGGUUCGGCCUGACGCUCUUCUUCGUGGUGCUCGGCUCCUUCUCGGUCCAGCUCUUUAGCUUCCGAUGGUUCGUGCACGAUUUCAGCACCGAGGACGGCGCCCAGUCCGCCGCCGAUUGCUCCCACAUGGACGGGAACAAGCUGCUGAGCGAUUCCGCCUCGCACGGCGACGUUACCGCUCAACACCACCCGGCCACGCCACAGAGACAGGCGUCGACCGCGAGCAAGAACACCACAACCAACAGCACCGCCAGCACCGCGGUGGGCAGCAGGACUAGGAAACGGUCGGCCUACUAUUCCUUCUGCGUCUGGUUCGGACAGUCCAUCAUCCACAUCCUCCAGCUGGGCCAGAUAUGGAGGUAUUUCCAUACCAUCUACCUGGGUGUGCGGAGUCGUCAGAGUGCUGAGACAGAGCGCUGGCGUUACUACUGGAGGAUGGUCUAUGAGUUUGCAGAUGUGAGCAUGCUGCACCUACUGGCCACCUUUCUGGAAAGUGCGCCACAACUGGUGCUGCAGCUGUGCAUCAUCAUACAGACACACAAGCUCCAGGCUGUGCAAGGUAUGACAGCAGCAGCCUCCCUUGUCUCUUUGGCCUGGGCCCUGGCCUCCUACCAGAAGGCCCUGCGAGAGUCCCGCGAUGACAAGAAGCCCAUCAGCUACCUGGCCGUCAUCAUACAGUUCUGCUGGCACUUCUUCACAAUUGCAGCAAGGGUCAUCACCUUCGCCCUGUUUGCCUCUGUGUUCCAACUCUACUUUGGCAUCUUCAUUGUCCUGCAUUGGUGCAUCAUGACCUUCUGGAUUGUCCACUGUGAGACAGACUUCUGCAUCAGCAAGUGGGAGGAGAUUGUGUUCGACAUGGUGGUGGGCAUUAUCUACAUCUUUUCCUGGUUCAACGUCAAGGAGGGACGGACAAGGUGUCGGCUUUUCAUCUAUUACCUAGUGAUCCUGGUGGAGAAUGCUGCUCUCAGUGCGUUGUGGUACCUCUACCGGUCUCCUCACACCACUGACGCCUUUGCAGUACCAGCACUCUGUGUCAUCUUCAGCAGUUUCCUUACUGGCGUGGUUUUCAUGCUUAUGUACUAUGCCUUUUUCCACCCCAACGGGCCUCGCUUUGGACGCUCGCCGAGUGGCCAGGGUCUUGACCUGGAUCCCACUGCUCAGUUCUCCACACUACCAUCAGAAGGUGCCACCAACUCACUGCGUUCCAACCGAGGUGCCACUGCAACCCUGGAGCGUGACAUGGGGAAGUAUUCCGAGCGAGACGGCUGCAUGCCGGUGUUUCAGGUCCGACCCACAGUGCCAUCCACGCCAUCGUCUCGUGCUCCACGCAUUGAAGAGACCGUCAUCAAGAUCGACCUUUGCAGGAACCGCUACCCAGCGUGGGAGCGCCAUGUCCUCGACCGCAGUAUACGCAAGGCAAUCCUGGCCAUAGACUGCUCCCUGACUCCUCCACGGCUGCAGUACAAAGAUGACGCUCUGGUGCAGGAGAGGUUGGAAUAUGAGACAACCUUAUAGUUCUAGCCUGCUCUUAGAACCCAUACAGGGUGCAGUCGUGGGAGGAUUAUCCUGCUAUCACAUAAACAGCAGAAAACAGCAAACAGGGACUGUGGCAAUAAGAAUAGUUCCUCUUUUUCUUUUUCUGUUUUUCGGCAUCAGUGCCCAGUUGGUAGUGAUCGGAGGAGCCAUUUGACACAAGUGCAGUAGAUGUCACUGGACGUGUAGGGUUGUUGCUGUUAUUUUUACUUCCUAUCAUCAGGGAAAUCCUGUGUGGUACAAACAAAAUGCAAAAGUCAUCAGAUACUCCAGUUUAACCUAAGUGACACCUCUAACGUGAUGAGGAAAGGAAAUGACCCCUCAUUCAGCAACAGUAGAAACUUCAAGCUGUCAUAUUUGUCUUAAUGUGUUUGGAAGUGUGUUAACUGUUUGGAAGUUCUGAUGAUGUGAUCCCAUAACAGCCACAACUGGGAAGGUACUUCCAUCAGUAUCUACAUGAUAACACUCAUCGCUCCUGUUCUCUUUGUGCCAAAAAGGUUCCUUGGAUACAUCCUCUAGCUUCUGAGGAGUCGAAACACCUUAGAGAUGGCUUGGUAGUCCAAAAAGUUCUUCUUUUCUCUUCUGGCUUAGUCAUUCAAUUGCUCUUGGAUAAUUCUGGUGUACACUGCAAGAAGGUCAGACAGAAAGGGAACUAUACAAAGACAGUGGUCAAAGUAGCAUCUAUGCUCAUUGUGUUUUGUUUGGAUGCAAUCAACCAAACCUGGCUGUAAGGAUGAAUAGGGAGCAAGACAGGGUGAAAGCUGGACACCAGCUCCACAACCUUUCUACCCAUAAGGAAAAAAGUCAAACUCACACAAUGCCAAGAAAAAAUCUUCCUGGCAGCUCAACUCAACUAUUUGCAGUCCAGCCUCAUAAACCUGACUGUGUAGUGAUACUGAUCUUUGCUUAUUCUGGAGGAGAAUGUGAAAGAAACGAGCAAAGCACCAGACAGCAAUGAAAAGCAGAGGACAGGAGAGGACGGCGCAGGGAAUGGAAUAGGGGAUGGAGAAAAAGAGUAAAGGUAGACAAGCAGCCAUCUCAGCCAAACUAAACUAACCACCAGGAUGUACAGUACUCUGAUACAACAUGCAGCAUUUUUUACUUUAGAGAUGAUGUAGAGGGUACUGAAGUCAUUGUAAUUCUGUGUUUUCUGUGGUUAUGUGUGUGUGUAUUGGUAAUAGGUGAUGCCUGAUUCGGUUCUGUGCUGUCAUCGAUCAGUGAAAGUACACCUUGACAUUUUGAUUUUUGAGUGCUUGUUCUCUGAUAAACACACCUUCUGGUGUUUUUGUCCUCCAGCUAACUCAGCAACAGCUUUUAACAUUGUUGCACCACACAACACACGUUAGUUGGCACCAUGCUGGCUUCAAUUAGAUGAUUUUUUAAAACUAAAGUGCCACAAUGAAACCUUGAUCGAGGACUGUCAUACCACAUAUCAUGGUUUGGAAAGGGUGACUGAUGAAAUACAAAUUUUCAGUGAGUGGCUUCUAAUGCAGUUAAACAAAAAAAAAAAUAGCAAUUGCAGGUAUGGGUAACAGAUGUGGAUCCCUUUCAGUGAUAUUCUGAUACUGAUAUUGGAAAUUCCUCUGAUACUCCCUAAAAUGUGGUAUUGGUGAGUACGCGUCUGUGCACCGAUCCGAUACCACAAAAUGUAUUCGCCCCAACACAGGACCAUGUUACCUCACAGCAGUGUCCGUUUUUUCCUAGGAUAGUAAAGUCAUGACAGGCUCAGUAGUGUAUGUUUGUUAAAAAAUAAUAAUAUACUGUAUCUAUUUUUUAACACACAUUUAUCAGACACGUACUUGGUAUCAACAGAUAACCAAAGUUCAGGUUUCAAUCAGUAUUUGGAAGUGAAAAAUGGGAUCAGAACAUCUUUAGUCCCUUUCAUUAAACCCAAUACCAGCCUUAUAAAAUCAAGGAUGGCAGAAUGUUUCUUCCUCACUCUCAGAUGGGAGCGGCUUGGCAGCAGCAAAGUCAGUGCUGUGAGGAUACUUAUCCUGGAGUGUUCCUGUACCAGCAUUCACCAGAAGAAUUUGCCUUGUUAGUUAAUGUGACAAAGGGAAAGAAAUAAAAAGAAAUAAGGGGAAUAGGGAUCAGAGUGAGGUGGAUUUCAGCUGUGGCUCUGACCGAAAACCUAAUGACAACGAUCUACUUUGAUAGCUUGUCUCUCAGUCACAGCACUGCACUAGUUUGCUCACCAGUCUCGGUUUUCUUUUUAUUAUUAUUUCUCCCACUUUCACACUGGAUGUCAGUGUCCAAUGAUAAAUAUCAAACAGUAAAAGACAGCCAGCAAAUGGGUUACAAUGAUUCAUGACUAUGAACAUCACCUGGACUAGCCCUGGACCGGCUCAGUUGAGUUCAGCCGGAUUAGUUGUCACGUUCUAAUCAUAUUUAGAAUGGGUUAACCAAUUGUAGCAUGUGUUCCCACCAUUAGAAGUCACUAAGAGGAUUGCCUGUCAUCCAGUUAGUUUUCAACAUUCUUCCUUUAAUGUUCAUAAAGUGCAUAAACGCCUGGGUGUCCAGGUUCCACCAGAUCAAAAUGAGCAGUGUGGUAUGGAGGUCCUUGAUCAGAGCCAGAUAGUACCUGAUGAUGAAAUAGGAUUAAGGGUCUAAAGCUCUUAAACAACACAUCAUAAAUAACAUACUGACAAUUUAGUGAUUCUCAGAGCCGACCAGUGCUAAAAAUGGAAGGUUUGUCCUAAUGGUGGUGUGGGAGGAAAGAAAUGUUAGUCAAAGCACAUUUUUAACUGAAUGGUGGAAUUAAAGCAAGAGUCAGGGUGUUGCCAAAGUCAUGUUCAAGGGUCCAUGAAUACCCGUACCAGAUGUUGUUAAGAUACCUGCCUUCUGAUUCCAGUAUCAGUCACAGUGUUGCUUUAAAGGUUAUAUAUAUGAAAUGCACUUGCCACUAGAUGUUGCAUUAGGGCACCAGCAUCUCAGACCAAAACAAUAGGCACAACAGCCAACCAGACUCUAUGGCGAAACAAGUCAUUUUACCUAGCAGAUAAUCACAAAGACACUUCAAACUGGACAGAAACUAAAUUAAACUCACCAAAAAGUGUUAGUCUUUCCAACAAUAACCAACGCUGGUUGGUUUAAAAUAAACAAUUAAUAGACACAGUUAUAUGAGAAAACGCUGCAAAAGAGGCUGCCAUGUAAUGUUAGUUAAUCCUUCUCCUUGGCGACAACGACAGCGGUCAAAGUAUGAACAGAAAAGUUCUUGUUUUUGCUGCUGACAGACUCAUAUUGUUAUUCUAAGGGUCUGACAACAUUAUGGAAAGGAUCCUUUUGUCUAACCAAAAACAGUCAUAAUAUUGCUGUUGCUCACUGCCAGACUCCAUAGACAAACUGGUCAUUUUACCUCACAUAUCAUCAUAACUUUAUUCAGUCUCAGUUUGUUUUUCCACUGUUCCAACAAUCACCAACUCUGGUUUGCAGGAAAUAAAUCCUAAAUUCACCAACGUAGGGACUCUCAUGCAUUAACAGACAGGUGUGCCUGUUGUAAACAAACCACAGAGAGGCUGCGAUAACAACAAAGGCAGAGGGAGUGUGACCUCUCUUUCUGCUCAGGCCCCAAUGACUUCACUAUAUCUUUACAUAGCUAAUAGUUGUUUGCUGCUAUAUUCAUGUUCUAAAUAUCAUAUAUAUAACCUUUAACAUACUGUCCAUGUAUAAAAACCAAACCCUCAAACAUUGCAGUACAAAGGCACGACUAGACGGAGAGCUUCACCAUCUAUGCUACACUCCCAUCCCAGUUUGGCUUCAAGGAAUGCUGGGAAGCCAGAGGCGAUGACAUCACUACAUACUGUAGAUGAGCAGUGAAAUACACCAUGUUCAGGAAUUCCAGCUCUCUCAUUUACAGCUCAGUGUCAGUGCUAUUUAGAUACUAACAGUGUUUAUUUUAAAAUGCAGUUUAAAAUGAUAUCUGCACAAAAGAAAGUUCCAGGUCAUCUUUCUUGAUCUAUCACAAGUACACUGUCUUUUUUUAAUUUAUUUUUUCAUUUUAUUUUUUUAGGAUGGCAAGAGGAGAGAAAAGCACAAAACAGGUCAAUGGGAUAAUCAUGGCAUGAGACUUUGAACCUGUUCACCCUGCUUAACCAAACCAGCCCUAGGUGUACCAAGCUGUUCUGACCCCAACUGGUCUCAUCAUUAUGUGUAUGACAUCCGAAUUUUGUUGCAGGUCAUUACAGUCCAGAACAAAAGUAAAUUGAUCACUAUUUUGGUUACAAAUAUCUAGCACUAAACGGAGUGAGUAGCCCAAUAUACACAGACCACACAGAGAACCGGGAGCCUGUGUUUCCAUGAUUCACUGUCCUGACACAUAUCUGCAUAUUCCAGCUUUUGUGGUUCUCCCAUGAGAUAUGCUGGCAUAUGUUAGUUUUUAUAAUAACUGUGUUUUGUUGGUUGUAAAAAGUCAAAAAUGUAAUACUGGUGUAUCUUGAAUGAUUCAGACAUAUUUCUGUGCUUAUGAACAGAACUGCUGUGUUCUGUCAGAGACAGACUUUAAAAAACCAUAACAGCAGUUUUGCGUGUUUUAGUCACAUCAUGUUUACUUUACUUCACUGCCUAUCAUUGUGCAAAGCAGAAAUUUGAAUGCACUUUUUCUACUGUUCCAAAAUGUAUGUUUUUCCUCCAGUGAUGGCCAAAAUCCACCGGGCCACCUAGAACAGCAGACAAUACUAGAGAAUCCACCAGAAGCGUCUCUCUGCUCUGCUAUGCGGAGAGUACUAUUUUUCUAUUUUUGGAACGACAUAGAGAAUCCAGUCAAAUUUCAAAAUAAAAUACCCUGUGCACUCCUGACAGAUUUUCAUGCUACAUUAAAACAUUAUAAAAUUAAAACGAUACACACAAUUGAAACAGACAAGCCUACUUAUCCAUAAGCACUACUAUCUAGGAAGAAGGACAAAAUAAGCAAGUCGACAAUGUCGGGGAAAGCAAGACGAUCAGAAGACACUUCUGAAAUUUGAAGACUUGCAUCUAUAUUGAUUAUGGUCAAAGUCAUAUAACGUACAAAAUCAAAAGGGAAACCAAAAAUAUAAAGUGUACAUGACGUGUAUUUAGAGAACAAAUUUGCAAAUGCAGUACUAUGAUUCUUUAAAUGUGUCACAUGGUUUUUAUUAGUUUAAAGAUGGCUACUUUUAUUUUCAUUUCAAGUGUCAUAUUCUUGAGAGUGGCUCAUUGAAGUUUGUAUAGUUUUGUAGGCUUCUUUAUUUGCCUUCCUGCCGCCACACUACUGUGUUUGCGAGUGUGUGUUCUGAUCAGUAUGUGUAGUGUUUUUUGGUUUAUAGCUGCCUUAGCUCUUCUGAAAUGUACUUGCCUCGUACUUAAUUUUAUCUUCCAGAUCAAAAUCUGUCUACAGGACUUAGGGAGUAGCCUACUAGUGAAUAUGAGCUAGUAAAAGGAAUUUAAAGGAAGCGAGCUUACCAGACCUCUGUAGCUGCUCUUCAUCUCCGCUGCAGGCUAAACGGGUCUGAUUGCACUCUUAUGUUUGGCUCAUGGUUUACAAGAAUUACAUUUUUUCUUCUUCUGUACUUUGCAUUCUUUUUGGCCAAAAGUUUGUGGUGUCAGCAAACACACAUUACUUGUUUUAAUGUAAUACUCAGCUGUUUCAUCAAAGUCACUAAUGGUCGAAUGAAUUGAAGAAUCUGGCUUGAGUUCAAUUGUACUUCUGUGCAGCCACUGAUUUAACAGUCCCUCCAGGAAGUUGCAAUCACAACAAUUAACGCAAACUCAAUCAGUUCCCAUGAAUUCUGCACAACCUUGCAAUUUUUUCUGAUCACUGCAAUUUUUCCACAAAUUUGACCAAUCAUUAUAGUUUCCUGCGAGUUUCACUAAUCAUAUUUUGUUGAGCCAUAUGCCACCAAACUCACGUCCUUAUAUCUUCCACCAGUUUUGAGUGGAACCAUUAUAAUUGGAUGCAUCAUCAGCAGAAAUUGACCUGUAGAAUAUGACACGCCCACUUUGGUUCUCAAGGAAAACCUGCUGUCUUUUGGUUCCAGUUAGGAACGAACUUACCAAACCAAUUUAUUUUUGUUCGAAAUGCUCCAAACUAUUAAAAAGUUGGUUCAUUAACUAGAAUAAAGCUGGUUCCCUGUUGGUGGAAAAGACCUAUCAAAGGACAGUACAGCAAUUAGCAAAGUUAUUGGGGAAAAAAUGUGGUCAGUAGUUACUGGGUGAUCCUGUGAACCAAUGAUCUAUGUGGUCGUCCCUGUCAUGUGCGACAGAAAUGUCCCACCACUACUGCAAUCAGACUCUGCUGGAGGCUCCAGGCUACAUUAGCAACAUUUCCGACCGAAACUGUUGGUGGUCAAAUUGCAUUGUGGGUAACAUAGAUACCAGUUGUUGUUUUUUUUCUUACUGUCUAAGUAAAAGAAGCACAGGUUUCAGGAUGGCACAAUACUGUUAGACUUAGAGCUUGGCACGCACUGUACAUGGCUGCAUUUAGAUAGCACUGCAGGAACUCACACACCAAUUCUUCUGAGCAGGAAGCCAUCAAACCAAAUCCACACCUAAAAGAACUCUUCAGUCUUAAUUAAUUAUGGGAUUAUUCAGUUAAUUUUGGCAUGACAGGCUUAUAUGCUGUAGAUGAUUCAAUAGACAUCUGAAAGUAUUGUAGGUAUCACACUGGACAGACCUUUCUUUGGCAGCAGCUCAAUAUUAAUGGGCUAAUUCACCAGCAGAGGUCCUCAGUGGGUUCAUCUGCCAACUUCUCUUCAUCUGCUCACUGAAAGCAUUUCCAAUAUUUUGUACAGGAGUUCACUGAAGCUCUUUGCUGCUGAAAGGAAACAAUAAGUGGACACUGAAGGUUGAAGCAAAUUUCGUUUCUGUAGCCCACUCUCAGUCAACGCAGCCUUAUUUUACUUUACUUUACUAAAUCAUCUUAUGUGCAUUUAUUUGCAGUGUCUCCCAAAUCCAGUGUAGCCUUUGUUUACUGAUCACCAACUCAUGAACUGACAUAUAACAGAUAUAUAUGAUGUGUACUGAUAUAUACUGAACAUAAAGCUACCUCAGUUUGUUAAAUGGACAGAAUACCCUCCACCUCCUCCUUGGCAAUACUCUUUGUUCUGACACAUUGGACGCUUUAGACUCAGCUCCCUGCUUCUGUAAGGGACUCAAUUAGUCUGAAAAAUAUAGUGUUUCCUGAAAUUAAGCUGAAAUCCUGUUAACAACUGAUAUUCUGUGUAUUUCAAAGUACAACAUAACACAUAAUGAUAAUGAAAGUGAAUGUGAAAUGGACUGUUCAUUUUUAAAAUCUGCAGAAAAUGUGCCAAACUGUAAUUGCAUUUUUUUAAUACUUGAAUUUGAAUUAUGUACUGGAUUCCCAGGCUAUUUCCAUCCUGUUAAAUUGGCUUAAAUAAUUCAACUCAUUUUCAUUUCGGCAGUAACUUUCAAACCUCUCACUGAAUAUGUCGUACAUCCAUGGCAGCACUGGACUCCCAUGCACAGUUAAUGCAUGUGGCCCCUGGAUUAAGUAUUUUCUCAGUAAAGUUUACAGGAGGAAUCUGUUAUGCCAUGUUUAUUCCAAGCAAUGAUCUGUUUAAUCUCACCGUUAACACAAAAAAAUGAGGUGCUUUCAUAUAAAAAGGGAAAUCCUCCAUUAAUGUUCCAUAGGUGCUCAAGUUCUCUCACAUCUGAUUGGUGGUGGGUAUCCUGCUCACUGGAAGUGUAUCAUAAAUAGGACAUGACACAUCAACAGACCCCCCCCCCCCCCACACACACACACACACACACACAUACACCCACACACACACUGCUCAUAGCUCUUAAAAGCUGCUUUCUAUGUUUUGUUUGCCUUAAAGAGAAUAUAUUUCUAUUUUUGUCUUUAUUUUGACCUCAUAACCCAGGACAUUGUUUAAGGCUGUACUGAAAGCACAGCCUGGUUUUCUGGUUAGCCCGGUACAUGUGUGUGUGUGUGUGUGUGUGUGAGAGAGAGAGUGUGUAUGUGAGUGUAUUGGAUGGGGGGUGGGGGGUUGUGUGCGUGUACUUUAUAUACUAUUCAUCAUAGCAUAUUGUGUCAACAGCAGUUACUGUGCUUAUACUAGGACAGAGUCAAUGUCAGAGCUUCCAGUCUGAACACCUCUCAGAUGAAAAACCUUGUGUCCAGCUGUAGGACACUGCUGAUUCUCUUUGGUCAUAACUCAACAUUCGUUGUGAAAGCACUGUAAAGAAAAGAACAAGCGAUGUAGAGGAUCACAACACUCAGAAAAUACUAUUUCCCAUUACCUUUGAUGCUCACUAACUGUGGGGAAAACUCUUCAGUCUCCUGUCCUCUUCCUCAGCUCGCUGCACAUCUUCCUGUUGUUAUAAAUGAGAAUACAAACUAAGCUGUUAGUCUAUGAAUAAGACAGUCAAAGUGAAGGUUAUUCACAAAUUCCUGAUUAUCUCAAUUAAUUGUUUUUUAAUCACUAUACUGAAAUUCCCCUGGUGCCUCCAUGUUCAAAUGGGCCCUGACUAAGGUUCACCGUAAAUGCAUCAAAAACGCCCCCAUAGACACAUUAUGAAUAGGUGGUGAGAAGCCAGUGAUGAAUCAGGUUCUUAUUGCUACACUGCUACUGGUCAGUGGAGUUGCCCAUAUGAAGGAGGGUGGGGGGUGAAAUCAUGAGGUAUGAUAUCAGUCCCUCCAACAACAACGCAAAUUCAACCAGUCUUUGUGCAUUACCUUGCAUUUUUUUGUCCAGUGCCAUUUUAUUCUCACUGUAACAAGUUGCCUUUGCUUUUUUGAAAAGCUGGCAUUAGUCAAUCAAGUCUGCAACAGUCCCCAAAAAAGCUUGCUAAAUCCUGGAGGGAGUGAACCAAGGCGGUCCAGAAAGUGAGUUGGGUUAAGCAUCCCAUCUGCUACCAACAGCUGGUUUUUGACCACCAGUGUGACAGAUGGGGCACCAAUUCUUUGCAAAAAAUGCAUUUCAGCAGUCUAAGACAAUCUUCCCCCAACCUUAGCCAAAGUUACAUAAACCUAAAAAACAUGUAGACAGAUCGGAAAACCUUCUUCUGGAAGGUAUGAGGACUUCUUGGAAGAGACACGUGGCUGUCUAUAACAAUUCCACAGUCACACUGCUUCAUUGAUAGAGCCAGCCCACAGCAGUUAUCUGUUGUGUCUUCAUGCCCUCUGUAGCUCUCUGAGACAUGAUCAGGCUCUCAGGCUGCCUCUGUUCACCAGCUGUAAUGGAUCCAAGCUCUGCUGUAGAUGUCUGCACAUACCAGCCAUUCACAACAGAGAGGUGGCCCUUUUAACUCUUAGCUUCCGUCUGUCCAAUCAGAGAAAAUGUCUUUAGUCUGGAAUGGCCAGGCCGAGAUGUGUGCGGCAGCAACAGUUCUAGUACAAGCACAGUAACCAGCAGGUGCAUAAUGAUAGGACUCCAGUCACACUUGUAUAAUCAUUCUGUACAGAUGUCUGUUUAGGGAGCUGGUUGAACAAGGAGUACCACAGAUCAACUUAAAAAGCUUAUCUGUAAAUAAUUGUAUGCGAAGUGUACACGUUAAAAAAGAACAUUCCUCUUUUCUUUUUCUGAGUUCUGACUGUGAAGGGUGUCUUUAGAGGUUUCAUGCCACCACAGUGGCUGUAACUAUGACAAUAUACUACAGAGAAAAAAAUGAACGAUAAAUGUGGUGUAUGUGGUGUAUUUUAAAAAAAAGAUACAAACAUUCAAGACAAAAAAAUAUUGGUAUUUUCAGUAAGUUGCAUUGUGUGAUGAAAGUCUGAAGUGCUAAAAAUGCGUUAAAUGGGGAAUAAGUACAUUUUAUUGUAAAAAUAAAUCAAGAGUGAUGAAAAUUAUCAAAAUGACAUUUUUGUAUAUAUGGGAUUUUUGUAAAUUUUUAUUUGAAUCUAAUGCAACACAAACUACCAAAAUUCAUUUAAUAAAGUACACUGUGGUCAUUUU
Messenger RNA from Dicentrarchus labrax (European seabass), 12183 nucleotides. It is a transcript of the gene xkr4, whose product is annotated as XK related 4. Bases 443 to 2293 code for a protein of 616 amino acids. The record is from RefSeq and is a predicted model, not a curated record. The transcript has 4 exons. Gene Ontology annotation, biological process: apoptotic process involved in development; engulfment of apoptotic cell; phosphatidylserine exposure on apoptotic cell surface. Gene Ontology annotation, cellular component: plasma membrane. NCBI's taxonomy places the organism in Eukaryota, Metazoa, Chordata, Actinopteri, Moronidae.